Messenger RNA from Penicillium brevicompactum, 1413 nucleotides. RefSeq lists its product as uncharacterized. Gene Ontology annotation, molecular function: protein binding. The transcript is spliced from 3 exons. Lineage: Eukaryota; Fungi; Ascomycota; Eurotiomycetes; Eurotiales; Aspergillaceae. The record is from RefSeq and is a predicted model, not a curated record. The annotation marks the transcript as partial. Gene Ontology annotation, cellular component: Golgi apparatus; TRAPP complex.
CCCUGGAAUGGAUCCUUUGACAGCAACACAUCAUCGAAAUGUAUCAAGGUGUAUGCGCUUCACUGUCUCCCUACCCUCUCAUCAUCCCUUACUGAUUUGAUUGCCAAUGCAGCUUCUCGGCCCCGCAGCUCGACCAGAGGUCCAUUAGAUGCAUCGGAUGACUUACCCUCUUCACCGGUCAAACACAAAACAAUGGCUCCUAGCGACAGCUUCACUGGGGCAUCUUUCCAACAAUUAGAUCCGCUGGCCCCGGAUGAUCUCCCUGAAACCCUAGGGAAAGACCUCUCAUUUCUCCUCCGGCAUAACAUCUUCCAUACGCUAUCCCAUCUUGACAUUCCUCCGCCGCUACGAUCGGACUUCCUCAUCCUCAACCCUGGGGAGCCUUUAUCAUCAUCUCUGGGCAUUCUUGAGAAGUUGUUGAGCGAGGGACGGUUCCUUAUCGCAGCACAAUUCUCAGCCUCUAUCCUGACAUCAUCCCUAAUAUCUUCCACAGAUAUCAGACUCAUCUUUUCCCUGUUCUACACACGCCUUGCCUGCUUGGAGUUAUCUGGCAACACAGUGCUGGCAGCACAAGAAUCCAAAGCGCUAGAGGAUUUGAGCUCAGCAUUUUAUUACAUUGACCUGGGACCAACUCCGGCGGAUAGCGGAAAUCAUCCUGAACACCAACAUACAAAUGCACAUGAACCUCACCAUAUCGUCCCAUGGCCCUUGCGUGUUUUAGCAGUCAGGCUUCAAAGCAUUGGCUUUGGUGAUGCCCGACGAGCCAUUGGAGGGCUGUACGAGAUUGGGCUUGAGGUUCGGAGAGAGAUCAUGAGAAAUGGAAUCAGUGACUCCGAGCGAGAUCUGUGGAAACAGAGAUUGGCCGACCUGGGUGUCAGAAGCGUCAAUGCGCUCAUAGAGAUGGGCGAUUUCGAUGCAGCCAGGCGAUCGCUUGGCAAUCUUCAAGUGCCUGGAGCCGAGACUGAACUCACAAAGCUGAGGACGGCGCUUCUGCUUUUGCGAGUCGGCGAUCUGGAUGCUGCGGGUCAGGUAUUCGGCGAAGCAGACGAGACAAAAGAAGCUACUUUAUUAAAGCCCCUUAUCAGCAUGUCCGAUGGCCGUUACUCUGAUGCAGUGGCUGAGUGGCGCGUCCUUGGAGAAGAUAGGACAAGAAUAGAUGGAGCCCUGGUAGCCCAAAAUCUGGCCGUGUGUCUUUUGUACACAGGCCAACUGGAAGAGGCUCGACAAGUACUUGAAGCACAAGUUUCUGCCAACCAUUCCUUUGGAAGCUUGAUCUUCAAUCUAUCGACACUAUAUGAGCUUUGUUCUGACAGUGCAGGUCAUCUGAAGGGACAAUUGGCUGAUACGAUCUCCAAACAGCCUAUCACUGGGCAAACUAAUUUGGAUCGGCCGAACUCAGACCUGAAAUUGUAA